GAAGUUUUCACCUGCCUUUUCAAGGUCAUUGAGCUUGGUCUGUUUGAAAAUCCUGACAUAUAUAUGUUUACCGAGCUUGAAGAUGGAAAGCUGAUCCUUCUGCCAUCACAUUUGUAUGACACCUCUAAUUACAAGAACUACUGGCUGGGUAUUUGCAUGCUGCUUACAGUACUUGAGGAACAAGCCAUGGCAUCACUGUUGCUAGGGCCUAACAAGCAGAAUGAUUUUAUGCAGUCCAUACUUCACAUUAUGGAAAAGCAAACAGAAGAUGAAAGCUCAAACCCUUUUUGGCCUGCUCUUCACUGCUUCAUGACCAUCCUCGAUCGCUUGGGUUCCAAAGUAUGGGGGCAGCUCAUUGAUCCCAUCCAGGCAUUUCAGACUAUCAUAGGGAGCCCAAGUUACAACAGCGAGAUUGAAAACAUCAGGAAAAGCUGUCAGAGGAUAACAAAGUAUGAACCUGAUCCAGACGAUGAUGACUUUGUGACAUGUAGCCAAGCUGUGUACAGUUUUAAUACUGAAAAAGUAAAAAAGGUAAGU
Molecule: messenger RNA, 537 nt
Organism: Staurois parvus
Lineage: Eukaryota; Metazoa; Chordata; Amphibia; Anura; Ranidae
Source: the annotation of a GenBank genome assembly